CGUCAUAUGUUCCUUGCGGUGAAAUAGGCGACAACGUUUUCUCGUGCACCACGAAGGAGCAGGUGUCUUGUGUGCGGGAACGUGUGUGAUUACCUCCGGACCGCGGAACUCUGAGGAGACUCCCGAAGUGCUCGUGAAACUCGAUCAAAUCUGCGGAGUACUUCGUUUGAACGAGGAACACGAGAGCCUGCUGUGAAACGUGGUCGCCCCGAGGCUUCGAAGCAGAAGGUGGCGUUCCAUAAGUGCUCCCAAACAUCGGUCUCGCCACAACCUGUUCUCAAAACGAGUGAUCAUUCGCUAGUUUUCGGACUCAUUACCACAUCUGGAGCCGCAGGUUCGGCGGAACUUGAGAUGUAGCCAGUUCAGUUCGUCUUUGUGGAGCUUUCCUCACCGAAAUCAGCUCCAAAAGAUCAGAGGCCAAGCUCAUCCCUUGUGAUCUGGUGCCAUCGGAAAUAUUCCGCAUCGAGUUGUGACAUAAUCAAGAGAGGACAUUCCUUCGAAGAACUCCAAGAUGCCCAUAGGUGGCGUCGUGAAACUCGCGGAGAAGGACCGGAAGGAGUUGGAUCGUUUCGUCAAGAAUUUUGUUUCGAAGUGCGUUCAAGUUAUUCUGCAGAGUCGUUAUGACGAGCCGGAGAGGACACCAUGUAAAACGAGAGGAUCUCCGUCCGACUGGUUUCACUUGAACAUACAGGACGUCGCGGAAUUCAGCGAACAGUUGAAAACCGCCUUGAAUCCGCUACCACAGAAAACACUCAGCCUCGGAACGUCGAUAUGUAUCGACUUGAGUCUGUAUACGAAAGACAAGGAAAAAUUCGUGCUGGAAACUUGGGAAUUAUCUCUCAUGCCAGACACAGACGCGUCAGCGAAGAGCACCUACGAAGUCUAUUGCCGAAUGGCGGUCUUGCUGAAGAGCUUGAUCGCAGUGAGUAGAGUUGUACCUGCCUACCGCUUGGCGUUGUCUCAAAACGAGGACUUCUACCGGCUACAUUACCAAAUCUACAUCGGACCGGGAAAUGAUGAUGUUUGCGGUGAGAACUCGAAGCUGCUCAACAUCGGAAACGUGGGCAUGCUCCACGGAACAGUGAACUUGUCAGUGCGAUAUCGGACGAAGUUGUUGAUGACGAAUAAGGAAAAACAAAAGAAGGAGCGGAAUUUGGUGCUGAAAUCGAACUAUUUCGGGAAAACCGAUUCUGAGGUCAACAAAGAGGGCCCGCGGGACAUCCACGGCAAUGAGUUCACGUUAGACUAUCCGAUCAGCACGCAGAAAAACCGUCAGAAUAAGGCGCUCAAUGCCGCUUCCCCCUACGGAGCUUUCGCUUCACACGUGCCCCCCAAGCCCGAAGCAGUUCCUGAAGAUCUUUGUGAUAUGUUCUGCACGUUGCUCCUCGAACCGGACGAGACAAUACCUGUUGACGUGCCGCCGGAGUCUGAAGAAUCGGACAAAGAAGACGAUAAAUACGACCUUUGGGACAACACAAGGUCUGGGGAGGAGGAGACCAACAACCCAUUCGAGCAAUUCGUUUACGUCGAUCUGAAACCCGCUUUCGCUGAACACUCGUCGGAUAUCGGCAUGUUCUUCAUGCACGCACCGCCGACACUGAAGUCUUUGCAGGAGACCACCGGCGCUGCUUCCAACGGAACGAAUGAAGAACACCAAAACGGUGACUCAUCAGAAACUCUUGUCAAGCAGGUGGAACAGAUGAACGCCGAGAUAAAAUUCCAAGAGCUUGAUCAGUUCAUCCAGGAGGUUUGCGGAACUGAAAGUUGAAGGGAACGUCCCUUUGGAGGGGACGCG
This is a messenger RNA of Galendromus occidentalis (western predatory mite), 1795 nucleotides long. RefSeq names its product Autophagy-related 13 (gene Atg13). Gene Ontology annotation, cellular component: cytosol; Atg1/ULK1 kinase complex; phagophore assembly site. The coding region runs from base 512 to 1768 and encodes 418 amino acids. Gene Ontology annotation, biological process: mitophagy; autophagosome assembly; protein localization to phagophore assembly site. The transcript has 9 exons. Lineage: Eukaryota; Metazoa; Arthropoda; Arachnida; Mesostigmata; Phytoseiidae. The record is from RefSeq and is a predicted model, not a curated record.